This is a messenger RNA of Echinops telfairi (small Madagascar hedgehog), 438 nucleotides long. RefSeq names its product 60S ribosomal protein L27-like. Gene Ontology annotation, molecular function: structural constituent of ribosome. Gene Ontology annotation, cellular component: cytosolic large ribosomal subunit; ribosome. The record is from RefSeq and is a predicted model, not a curated record. The transcript is spliced from 2 exons. Lineage: Eukaryota; Metazoa; Chordata; Mammalia; Afrosoricida; Tenrecidae. Gene Ontology annotation, biological process: translation. The coding region runs from base 1 to 438 and encodes 145 amino acids.
AUGCAGGAAUCGGAAGAGCCUGUCAAACUGAGCAAGUUCCUGAAACCUGGGAAGGUGGUGCCAGUCCUGGCAGCACGCUAUUCAGGACACAAAGCCAGCAUCGUGAAGAACAUCAACAAUGGCACCUCACACUGCCCCUACAGCCAUGCCCUGGUGGCUGGAAUCGACUGCUAUCCCCGCAAAGUGACAAUUGCCAUGAGCAAGAAGACAAUUGCCAAGAGGUCAAAGAUGAAGUCUUUUGUGGAGGUGUAUAACUAUAAACACCUCAUGCCCACAAGGUAUUCCAUAGGCAUCCCCUUGGACAAAACUGUUGUCAACAAGGAUAUCUUCAGAGACCCUGCUCUUAAAUGGAAGGGCCGUUGGGAGGCAAAGGUCAAAUAUGAGGAGAGGUACAAGACAGGCAAAAACAUAUGGUUCUUCCAGAAACUGAGAUUCUAG